AUGAAGCCCCACUGGACAUCAGCUCAGCUUAAUGUAUCAUCGAACGAUUCAUUUGUCAGUUCAUUAAUCGAAGAACUAAAGACAAUAAAUUUAGGUAAUAACGUAAAUAGUUUAGAUGGUGUAUUUUCCUUGCUAGGAGACUCCAGUAAACAAUCGACUAAUAAUUCAGGCCAAUCGAACGGCUGGUCUAAGCUCCCAUUGUGGGGCGAUCCACAAAGUCCGACCCCAUCCAUUAAAACCCAAUACCAUAGCGCCAGUAGUCACACUAACAGCAAAGAAUCGCUGUGGCAUUCCACCCAAUCGUCACCAAACAGUAAUCUUAGAGAACAAUCGCAAUCAUCAACCAGUCAGACAUGUAUGUGGGAAAAUCCGAUAACCAAUAAAAUAACCCAGCCAUCGUUGAAUUACUGCAAAGAUCCGAUCGGUUCGAUUUGGACAUCGCCGACCGCGGCCAAUUACACCCAAACGAAUCAGUCCACCAACAAUUCCAAUAAAAUGUCAAAUAUUUGGGAAACAUCGACGCCCAAUUCAACGAUGUCAUCGUACGGUAACGGAAAUGCCGGCACCGCAUUCAAUCAAUCGAUCAAAUCGGAUGGAAAUCAAGUCAAUGUGAACAAUAGUCAUAGACUCGUUCGUCCGCAAGAUAUCUCUUGUGAUGUAUGGAGCAAUCAUAACGGUGCUCUUGGUGUAAACAAAGCCAAAGAACCCGUCGGUUCGUUAUGGGCAACACCGACGACAAAUUCAAUAGCCGGCAAAGGUGCUGGUAAUAUGAAUAAUAAUAAAAAUACCACCAAGCCAAUUGUGAAGUGUUUGAAUUUCGGUACCAGUUCGGCUCAUUCGAAUUUGGUGACGUCAUCGACGACAACCGUUUCGAAUUCGAAUGCUACUAAUUCCAUUACUAAUAAUAAUAAUCAACAACAACAACCACAAUCGACUGCUGCCAGUUCAUGUUUGCAAUUGUUCUCUGACGAAUUUCUAAACUAUUUAAAUAUGAUUAAUUAG
Molecule: messenger RNA, 1002 nt
Organism: Bradysia coprophila
Lineage: Eukaryota; Metazoa; Arthropoda; Insecta; Diptera; Sciaridae
Source: RefSeq, a predicted model, not a curated record